Messenger RNA from Coprinopsis cinerea okayama7#130, 1647 nucleotides. RefSeq names its product cytochrome P450. Gene Ontology annotation, molecular function: monooxygenase activity; heme binding; oxidoreductase activity, acting on paired donors, with incorporation or reduction of molecular oxygen. The coding region runs from base 1 to 1647 and encodes 548 amino acids. The transcript is spliced from 16 exons. The record is from RefSeq and is a predicted model, not a curated record. Lineage: Eukaryota; Fungi; Basidiomycota; Agaricomycetes; Agaricales; Psathyrellaceae.
AUGACCUGGAGGGAGGGUACCCUCGCCCUCGUUGCUGCGUGGGCGGUAUGGCGCGCUCUGAAGGCUUUGACGAGUAAAAACCCUCUCGAUAAAGUUCCUGGGCCAAAACCUGACCCUUUCUUCUUCGGCUCUGCGUUGAGGCUGUUUGACCCAGUCGGGGGUUGGGACUUCCACGCUGAAAUAGCGAGCAAAUAUCCAGGUAUCGCCAGAAUAGUAGGUAUACAAGGGAGUAACAUACUCUAUACCUUCGAUCCCAAAGCCAUGCACCAUAUUCUAGUCAAAGACCACCACAAUGUCUUCGAUGAAUCGGACAGAUUCCUCCAGAUGAACAGUCUACUCUUUGGACCAAGUCUCCUUUCGGUCAAGGGCGACCGUCAUCGAAGGCAACGCAAACUCUUGAACCCGGUGUUCUCGAUUGCCCACAUGCGUGAAAUGACACCCACCUUCUAUAGCGUGGCUUACAGGCUUCGCGACUCACUCCAUCAAAUCCUCAAAGAAGGCCAGCCAACCGAAAUCGACAUCGCAUCAUGGAUGACCCGCACCGCUCUCGAGCUAAUCGGUCAAAGCGGUUUAGGCACGUCCUUCGACAGUCUAGAGCCAGACGCAUCAGAGCAUCCAUUUGCAACAACUUUGAAGAACCUCCUACAGGGGCUCUCUGAUAUCCCCUUCGCGCGGUUCUUCCUGCUCCCCCGAGUCGGGCACAUCGGGCCCCCACAAUUCAGGAGAUGGGUUGUCGAAAGGGUACCCUCGAAGAGUAUCAGGAAGGUCGUCAACAUGUCCGACGUCAUGCAUAGGACUUCAAGUGAGAUAUACCAAAGGAAGAAGCGAGCGCUGGACGAGGGCGACGAGCUCGACAAGAGCGUAAUCGGGAUUCUCUUGAGGGAGAACAUGAACGCGUCUGAGGAAGAUAGGAUUCCCGAAGAUGAAGUGCUGGCACAACUUUCAACCAUAACAUUUGCAGCGAUGGAUACAACCUCCAAUGCCCUCUGCAGGGUUCUCCUCCUCCUAAGUGGGAAUCCUGAGGUCCAGGAGCGUCUCAGGCAGGAGAUACUCGACGCUAAAGAGCAGCGAGGAGGCUCUGACUUGUCUUACGACGAAUUAGUGCAACUGCCAUACUUGGAUGCCAUUUGUCGAGAAACGUUACGACUGUACCCGCCAUCUCCUUUCGUUACACGACAAGCCCGACAAGACACCAUCCUCCCACUCUCCAUCCCAUUCAUCUCCACAGACGGCAAGCCAACUCACGAGGUACUCGUUCCCAAAGGAACACUCGUUCUCGUCUCCAUCAUGGCCGCCAACAAGAAUCCUGAGCUCUGGGGUCCGGAUGCACACGAGUGGAAACCGGAGAGGUGGUUGAACCCCUUGCCUGAGACGGUUGUCAAUGCGAAGAUGCCAGGGGUGUAUUCUCAUUUGAUGACCUUCAUUGGCGGAGGCCGUUCCUGUAUUGGGUUCAAGUUUUCCCAACUCGAGAUUAAAACAAUCCUGUGCUCCCUCCUCGAAUCAUUCAGGUUCACUCCAACAGGCAAGAAGAUCCGCUGGCAGCUUAACGGUGUCGUCCAACCGACCGUCGUAUCGGAGGAGCCUGGCAGUGCCAGUGCGGGGAAGGCUCUAAAACUUCAGAUGCCCUUGAAUGUGUCGCGACUAUGA